This is a messenger RNA of Tetrahymena thermophila SB210, 834 nucleotides long. RefSeq lists its product as hypothetical. The transcript is spliced from 3 exons. NCBI's taxonomy places the organism in Eukaryota, Ciliophora, Oligohymenophorea, Hymenostomatida, Tetrahymenidae. The record is from RefSeq and is a predicted model, not a curated record.
AUGAGUACUUUUGAGUAAAACUUAAAUACUUUGCUAAAAUUAAAAUAAGAAGUUUUAGGUAUAAAAAUAAAUUAUUCAAGCGAGAUACAUAAUUAUCAUAAUUUACAUAUGAUGGAAGCAUAAUCGAAUCAGCUUAAAAAUGCUUAUGAUGAAAUUGAUUAUCUUAAACAAAAUACCUUUGAUAGUCAAUCUAAAUUUAAUGAUUUAACUAAAGAAUUAAAAACAUAUAACGAAUAACUCAAAAAAGAAAAUCUCUUUCUUGCGCAAGAAAAUAAUCAUUUAAAAAACUAGGUUUCUAGCUAUAUGAAUGGAUUAUCUAUCUUAAAUUAAUUAAUCAAAUUUGAAUACUAUUAAAGCUUUUCAUUUUAAUUUAAAAAAUAAAAAAUAUCAAAUUUAUAUCAAUAAGGUAGGAAGUAAAAACUUACUAAAUAUCAUCAAAUAUAUCAAAUCAAAUAUUUUUUGGGAUUUGUUGUUUGUAAUUUAAAAUAUUGUGAAAAAAUAAUUUUUUUUUCAUUUAUCACUUUGAAAGAAAGCCUAUCAUUAAUAAUUUAAAUAUAAACUAGUUUGAUCUAUUAAAAAAAAAACAUAAUUUAACCAAAGUUAAUAUAAAAUUUUUUAAUGCAGCCAAUAAAGAUAUUUACACUAAAAUUUCCAAAUUUUUAUUGUUAAAAUAUUAUUUUUUUUAAAAAAAAUAGUGAAUAAAAAGAUGUGGAAAUACACAAUAGGAUAAAAGAAAAAGAAUAAGAAAUAAAUAAAUAUAAAAGGGAGCUAGAAAAUUUAAAAUUGAUGCAUUCUUAAGAGUUGUAUAUCUUAAAAAAGAACCAAAAAAAAUGA